AUGUCCGAAUACACACACAUAGACACAAUUCACACAUGCAAAGACGAGAGUGAAGAGACAUGUACGGACUACAGAGAACAAUUUCAAGUACACAGAUGUGGCUGUGGAUCGUGCGGCGUGCCCGCCCUGCCCUCCACGACGGGCGGGAGUGGGUCAGCGCUGGGCGGAGCUGGGUCAGCGCUGGGCGGGAAUGGGUCAGCGCUGGGCGGCGGCGGGUCAGGACUGGGUCUCGGGGAGCGGAGUGAGGUGACGAGCACCGACCACGACACCACUGUGAGGCAUUGGGAUGAUAAUAUUGUGAGCAGUUCACUGAGUGAGCCGAGACCCCCGUCUCCUCAACCUCAUGUGACAACAACACACGCAGGGUCGGGGCGGCGCGGCGCGCUGCAGCUGUGGCAGUUCCUGGUGUCGCUGCUGUCUUCAGGCGCGCGCUGCGUGGCGUGGACCGGCCGCGGACUCGAGUUCAAGCUCACCGAGCCGGAGGAGGUGGCGAGACGCUGGGGAGCUCAGAAGAACCGUCCUGCAAUGAACUACGACAAAUUGUCGAGGUCCCUGCGAUAUUACUACGAAAAGGGAAUCAUGCAGAAAGUUGCAGGUGAACGCUACGUCUACAAAUUCGUGUGCGAUCCAGAAGCCCUAUUCUCCAUGUCCGGUUCUACGACCAACCCUCAAACAACCCUCUACAGCGGCGUGGGCCCGACAGCGCCAUCUGCCGGCGGGACCGUGCUAUCUCCUCCUCCCUACGCACCCUACCUAGCCCACGAGUACCAACGACGAUACUAUCACCACAUCAACCACUUACCACAUUAUGAUGCAUGAAGUUCCAAACAAAAAGCAUAGAUGGCGUUAAAACAUAUUUGUAUAGAGACUGUGGUUUGUGUAAGUCGACAUAUCAGUGUUAUGUGCGUACCUAAAUAAUAAUAUUAAUUGUGUAAUGUAAAAAGGCUGUAAAGACAGAAUUAUUAGUUUAAUAAUUGGUGAUGAUGUAAAUAAAUUCACUGUAUUAGCUCAAUUUGUAUUAGAUAUUAGUCGUUUCAGCCACUAGAUGUCGUUGUUUCAUGUUUAGGGAAAACUGUAUUUAUAAAUUUAACAUGAAUUAGUUCGGUCUACAGAUAUUUGUAUAGAUUAAAGUAUAUCAAGCAAUAAGUUGAUAUUAGAUAUUGUAAAUACAUUAAA
Messenger RNA from Plutella xylostella (diamondback moth), 1176 nucleotides. The record is from RefSeq and is a predicted model, not a curated record. Lineage: Eukaryota; Metazoa; Arthropoda; Insecta; Lepidoptera; Plutellidae.